Camellia sinensis is the source of this 777-nucleotide messenger RNA. NCBI's taxonomy places the organism in Eukaryota, Viridiplantae, Streptophyta, Magnoliopsida, Ericales, Theaceae. The record is from RefSeq and is a predicted model, not a curated record.
AUGGCAAGGAUAAUCUACAACCAAUGGAAAAGCACAAAUUGGGCUACUUGCAACAGCUUCUUGAAUGAAGAAAUGAAACCAGUGCGGAAAGAUACAUUGUGGCAACACGAGAAUCUGAAGAAAUACAUUUUGUUCAACAUGACCAACAAUUCUACCGACUCACUAGACGACCUAGUUCGCAUGUCUGUUAAGACUUUUGUUUGGGUAACGCCAGGUGAACUUUUAGGAGCUCCUUUUGAAAAUUCAAGAGAAGAUGACAUCGAACAUCUUCUAGGCCUGUUGCAUUAUUGUUGUUGCAGUGAAUUUCAUUCAAUGGUAUCCCCGAGAAAUAUUGUUGAAAUAAAAGAUAAGUCCCUAAAAUCUACAAAAGAGCUCCAAGAAGCAGGGAUCAAAUUCAAGAAGAUUGAGGGACGGAAUUUGUUCAACAUAAGGUUUGUAAAUGGGACAAUGGAAAUCCCAACUUUAAUAAUUGAUGACGAUACAGAGUUUUUUUUCAGAAAUUUAAUUGCAUACGAGCAACGCCCUCCUCAUACUUCAAGGAAUUAUUUCACUGCUUAUAACAACUUUUUGGAUUGCCUCGUGAACACCUCAAAAGAUGUCGAAAUACUUACUCACCAUCGAAUUAUUCAUAAGGUUUUAGGUGACAAUGAAGUGGUUGCGACUAUGUUAAACAAGCUCGGCAACUAUACCAUACGAUCUGAUGUAGGUUACGAAGACGUUUAUAGCAAAGCGAAUGAGCAUUGCAGGGGAAAUGGGAUGUAUGGUUGGGGAUCUUAA